Molecule: messenger RNA, 1341 nt
Organism: Gadus chalcogrammus (walleye pollock)
Lineage: Eukaryota; Metazoa; Chordata; Actinopteri; Gadiformes; Gadidae
Gene: lin52
Product: lin-52 DREAM MuvB core complex component
Exons: 6
Coding region: 606-971 (121 amino acids)
Biological process (GO): regulation of DNA-templated transcription
Cellular component (GO): DRM complex
Source: RefSeq, a predicted model, not a curated record
UGUUGUGUAUAAAUUUACAUUUUGACCCUUUUGUGGUGACAAUAUGUUGUCGAAUUUCACAACUACUUAACUACUCAGUGUGGGGUGAUAAACGAGGGAGGUUACUGGAAUAAUUUAGCACCGUAGGGUUGUUUUUUACGUUGGCUAAAGCCUACACCAGCCAGUGUUUUUGUGUAACGUUGACGUUUCCCAGUUUAUGGAGACGAGACAGAGGUCCUCUGUGUCGUAUGCAUACGCUGCUAACGUUCACGUCUCAUCAUUUCAGUUAUGGCCAGCUCCUUCGACAUAAGAAGGUUCACUUUAAGUGAAGCUUGUCUGUUUUGUUCCUCUAAGGAAGAAAACAUUGAACACAGCUUGUCUUUUAUGUUCCUCUGUUCCUCUCUUAAAGAGGACCUCCUUAUGUCGAGGGAGCUGGCCUUACCUUAAAUGAUGUGCCCCACACACUAAAUCCCCGUGUUGUGUCGAGCAGGCUCAUUUCAGUGAAGGCAGUACACACUUUGGUGUCUGGAAUGUUAAUGAAAUCUGAUAUAUUAUGGUGUGGUGUCAGGAUGUUUUUGCCAACACGAAGCCUUAUGUUGUUAGGUUGAAGUGGAGCAAAAGAUUAUAUGUCAAAGCUCAACAGGAAGGAUAUAAGCAUGAAUGUGAUCCAUUGUGAUGACUUUGAGUCGUCUCUGCUGAGCUUUGAGAAGCUGGACCGAGCCUCACCAGACCUCUGGCCAGAGCAGUUGCCCGGAGUUGCAGAAUUCGCCGCAUCUUGUAAAAAUCCCAUCACUGACUCUCCCCCUAAGUGGAUGGCGGAGCUGGAGAAUGACGACAUUGACAUGUUAAAAGAGCUGGGUAGUCUCACCACCGCAAACCUCAUGGAAAAAGUGAAAGGGCUACAGAACCUCGCCUAUCAGCUGGGCCUAGAGGAGUCCAGGGAAAUGACCAGAGGGAAGUUCCUCAACAUCCUUGAGAGGCCGAAGAAGUAACGAUUGGACCAAUGGUUUAAUGUCAUCAACGAUAACUGAGACAGGUUGGAGGAAGGCGGUCCUGAUUCGGUUCCUCUAGGAGACUGAGACAAACAACAACGCCCCCAAACAGUUGGAAUCACCCCCAACCACUGGGGGGCAGCAACAUUUCCUCCAGGGGAGCUCACUUUCGUUGGGAUAUUUUUCCUCUACUUAUCAUCAAUGCAGCGGACUUGAAUAUUUGCAUUACACUUUCCCAAUCCCCGGAUGUACGUUCCCUAUUUAUUCAUAUUUCUAUUUUAAAAAACUUGGUUUAGAAUUUUGAGAUUGCUGAAAUGUUGUAUAAUAAAGUUUGACAAUGAACAGAAUCUUCGUUUGUGUUUACUUUUUG